UAGACCCGAAGUAGGGUUCUUUUCCCAAAUUACGAUCGAUCGAUGAGGAGCGAUGUGUGGAGCGCACUGGGCCCGUCGCUGGCCGGCGCUGUGUUUGGCGCGGGAUGGUGGUUCUGGGUGGACGCCAUCGUUUGCAGCAAUGUCACGGUGCCCUUUGUACAGUAUUUGCCAGGGAUCUGCGCGUCGCUCGCUGCGCUCAUGUUCAAUUGCGUGAGACGAGAGGAGCUUCAGGAUUACUCUCCCUACGAUGAUGAGAGCUGCAGAUCGAGGGCAUGGCUGUUCAUCGCCUACGUUGUUUCGUUUGUGUCAUUGGCUGGAUCCGUUGGAAUUCUCAUCCAGGAUUCUUUGCUUCCGACUGGUCCUAGCGCGUGGACGGGCGUGGCUGGAGUGUUGCAAUGCUUCUUGGUACUCGUGAGUGGUCUCAUAUUCUGGACUUCAAGAUCGCCCUCUGAUUACUACUGAGACAAUGUGAUUCUAAAGUGUAAACUAAAUGUGAAAAGCGUUUUUACCAGAUACAUCCAGGGGAUAGCGAGGGUCAAGACUGAAUCUGAAGGUCGAGAGUGUUCGAUCCACGCUCAUCACACCAUGGUGAUGUUUCAUUUUUGAUACCAAAAUUUACCACAUGGGUAACUAUACAUCAAUUUAAACUUAACACAUUGGAAAA
Selaginella moellendorffii is the source of this 664-nucleotide messenger RNA. Its product is annotated as transmembrane protein 50 homolog. The coding region runs from base 43 to 462 and encodes 139 amino acids. The record is from RefSeq and is a predicted model, not a curated record. Lineage: Eukaryota; Viridiplantae; Streptophyta; Lycopodiopsida; Selaginellales; Selaginellaceae. The transcript has 4 exons. Gene Ontology annotation, biological process: protein targeting to vacuole; late endosome to vacuole transport via multivesicular body sorting pathway.